Messenger RNA from Rhopalosiphum maidis (corn leaf aphid), 2940 nucleotides. RefSeq names its product CD166 antigen (gene tei). Gene Ontology annotation, biological process: cell-cell adhesion. Lineage: Eukaryota; Metazoa; Arthropoda; Insecta; Hemiptera; Aphididae. Gene Ontology annotation, cellular component: cell-cell junction. Bases 793 to 2592 code for a protein of 599 amino acids. The transcript is spliced from 10 exons. The record is from RefSeq and is a predicted model, not a curated record. Gene Ontology annotation, molecular function: cell adhesion molecule binding.
CUGCCGCUGCUGCUGCUGCUGCUGCUGCUACACUUGAAAAGUGGCUCUACGCGCAACUCGGAUUUGACACUAAACAAUACGCGUACAAAAGUCGGCGCUUCUCUCCACGUCGCCGAAUAUAAUAUUAUUAUAAUAAUAUAAACGUAUCGUUGUCAUUAUUAUUAUCAUUAUUAUUGUGCUCGACGCUUUUGUUCUCGAUAAACGCGUUUUUUCCCCUUCAUUUCGCGUUUUAUAUUAUUCGCCGGAGGUCCGGUAUUUGGUAUUUGCGAUUUUUAUCGCUCUUUGUUAAUGUUUGUAUCCUCUCCGCGAUAAUAUCCGAUUUCGUCUUUAGUUUUUCACGCGUCGUACAUACUACUAACGGCGCCCGCCCGAAAUCACGAAAUCGCGAAAUCUACGACGACGGUAUUAUAAUGAUUGAACAACAACUAAUCGAUGUAUCCGAUGCGACAUGGUCGUCGUCGACGGUGCCGCCGCCGCCAACGCCGCCGAUGCAGCCGCCGCCGCUGUCGAUUCGGCAGUACGCGUCACUGCAAUAAUAAUAAUAUAACGAUAGCGCCGCCGUCGUCAUCUGCUUCCGAUGGUGCCGAAAACGAGAAUAUUCCAUCCGCGACACCGAUGUAGUGAUGACGCUCCUCGCGGCACAACCGUCGUCGUCGUCGUCGUCGUCGCCGGGACCACGUCGUAAACGGACAAUUAUAUUGUUUGUCAACCGCGGUUGGCAGCUUCUCGCAGUCACAGGCGAAGAUAUUCAUAUGUUCUAUUGAGUUGUUCAAUAUAUCAAAUUUUGACAAAAUGAAGUUGAUUCCUUCCAAAGCACCACUUUCAUACGCUUCUGGAUCAAACACUAAAGAUUUUAUAAUAUGUACUAUAAUUCUUCUCUUUUUAAUUGGCGAUGUCAAAACUAUGACUCACAUCUUGAGGCAUCAUCAGCAAAGAGACAAUACUGGGCUAAGUACUUUAAGCCCUUUAGAGCAAUUAACUUGGCCUCAUUCAGAUGUGAAGUUACCAUGCGGAAUUGUACCCGCUUUAAAUGUUACGUCCAAUUGGUUACAAAUGAAACUAAAAUGGCUGCACAAUGGGAAGAACGUUGACCUUGGACAUCGUUAUAACUUAAACCAUAACACAGGAGUUUUAGUUAUUAAUAAUAUAAGGCUAGAUGAUAAUGGGAUAUGGCAAUGCGUAAACGAAAAACAAUUAGCUAGAGCAAUAAAUUUAGUAGUUUUAGAAAUUCCAAAAGAACCUUACUUGUUAAUCGAUGGGCAUCGUUUAGACCCUGGAAAUUUAUUUGUACCAGUAAAAGAAAACAUGGAUUUAAGUAUAGAGUGUGUGGUUGAAGGUGGAAAUCCAAUGCCAUCCUUACAUUGGUUAAUAUUUCCAAGUAAUUCAAACAUAGAAAAUGAAGCCAUGUCUUCGGGAUUACUGCAGUCUAACGAAUCGUAUCAAGAGAAAGACAUUAGUCGUAGUUCAGCUAAGAUUCAAAGAGUACUUAGAGCUCAUCACAAUGCUACUGUGGCGUGUAUAGUUACACAUGUUACUCUUGUAACCCCCUUGAACACUUCUAUUCUUCUUGAUGUUCAAUAUACUCCCUCUUUCGGAAUUAGUAGAAUUCCCGGAUUUGGAAUACCUAUUAAAGAAAGUAUUUCAGUGUCUCUUAAAUGCGAUGUUGAUUCAAAUCCACCAUCAACUCCUGUCUGGCAAAAAGAUGAUAGUGCGCCACCUGUUCUUCAAACUGAUGAUGGUUUUUUAAACUUUACGUCAAUACGAAGAAAUCAUAGUGGCUGGUAUAAAUGCACAAGCAGACAUUUAUUAUCUGAAUAUUCUUCAAUUGGUUAUUUUUUAAAUGUUAGAUACGAUUUAAAUGACCUUGAUACUGUGCGUAAAGAAUUAAUUGAAGAAGAUAAUUCUGGUUCCUCUGAAUCAGUUGAGGUCACCGUUGGUGGCGAAGUUCAACUAGAGUGUCCAUCAGGACCUAGUGCGGCAAUACCAUGUUGGGCUAAGACUGGAAAUGAUAAUGACCUACAACCAAUAGGGUCAAGUAGUAAUCUUCGUAUAGAUCAGGUUUUAUAUCAAGAAGCCGGUGAAUAUAAAUGUAUUGUUGGAAGUAAAAAUGAAAAUUUAGAAAAGCUCAGGGUGUAUACACUUCAUUUGAAUGUUGUCGGUGGUCCAGUGAUAUAUACUGAAAACAGAACUAUUGUUGCACACGAAGGAAAUGACACUCGAUUGUCAGCAGAGUUUUGUUCUAAUCCAAUGGUAAACAAAGUUUUUUGGAUAGCCAGUGAUAGAGUUAUUAGACCAGGAACCGCUGUAGGACAGAUUACAGCUCAUAACAUAACCUCAUCAACAUCUUCUUAUUGCCAAGUAGCUACUCUCACGAUACAAUCGGUAACACCAGUACACAGCGGAGAGUAUAAUUUGAUCGUCGGUUCCGGUAAAACGUUAGUAGAAGCUACAGUCAUAUUGAGUGUGACAAAGAGUACACGAAACAGAGAGCCCGUCCAAACAUCUAGUUCACAUUCAGUUUGCUCAAAAAUGUUUGAUAAUUACUUAAUUAUGUGUUUAGUUACGUCAAUUUUUACGCAUUUAAAACAUUAAUAAUAAAUUAUUAUUUACUUAUAUGUUAUACAUUAUAUGAAAAAAAGAAAAAAGAACAAAUUGUAUAGAAGUUCUUAUUGUUGUAUAAUUGUUAAUUAAUAAUGCAUGUCACACGGAUAUGUGGUUUAGGUAAAAUAUUUAUAUAAAUAUAAUAUACUAUUUAAUAAAAAUAUUUUGAAAACAAAAAUAUGUUUGACACCAAGAUAUAUAAAGAUCCGUCUAAUAUAGAAAACUGUAGAAACACAAAAUCAAUAAUAAAUUAUUUUAUAUUCCUAAAAUAAAAGUGAUUAGAAAAAUGUUUGAGAUCUAUAUAUUAUACAUUGUCUGCAUAUGCCACUUACAUUUAUA